AUGGCAAACUUCACGAAACUUGACGACGUCUCACCUAAGAAAGAUGAUUCGAGUGUUUUGGUUAGAGUUUCUAAGAUGUGGGAUACGUUGGAGGCAGAUCAGGGGGAAGGCCUAAGUUUUCUUUUUGUUGACAAUCAGGGCACAAAGAUGCAAGCAUUCGUUGAACAAGCAAAUCAGAUGAAUAGGUUUAAGAGAUGUCUUCAUGAAGGGGAAUGCAAGAUUCUAACCGGAUUUUCAGUUAUUAUGGUGGAUACAGAGUUCCGUUUGACGGAAGCAAGAAAGAAGAUUGCUCUAACGUCCAACACCGAAGUCACACGUGCAGCGGAUUUCGAUGUUUUUAUUCACCUAGACAUUCUGCCUUAUGAAUAUGUCUUAGGCUACAGUUCUAAUGUUCAAUCUUCUUUUACCAGAGAUUUUCUAGGGUUUAUAUAUGAAGUGAAGAUCAGCAAGCUCACGGAAGAUGACUCUAUUCCUUGGAACACACUAAACGAUGCUCCAAAAAUCACUAACUCGAUAGAUUUCACCCUCCAGGAUAACGAGUACAUAUAUCUAUAA
Messenger RNA from Microthlaspi erraticum, 555 nucleotides. The record is from the annotation of a GenBank genome assembly. Lineage: Eukaryota; Viridiplantae; Streptophyta; Magnoliopsida; Brassicales; Brassicaceae.